Molecule: messenger RNA, 4050 nt
Organism: Naegleria gruberi
Lineage: Eukaryota; Heterolobosea; Eutetramitea; Acrasida; Naegleriidae
Exons: 9
Coding region: 8-4033 (1341 amino acids)
Molecular function (GO): protein binding
Source: RefSeq, a predicted model, not a curated record
CAAAAAAAUGCUCGCCAGACUCUCCAGAUUUGCUUCAAAGAACAACAAGUGUUUCGCUGCUUCAUCACUCCAAGUUAGAAGUAUCCGAUUCGAAGCUAACCCAACAGUAAGAACUCAAGCUGCUGAAAUUGCUAUCCAAAAGUUCGCUUCUCUCAAAUAUAUGGGUAUGCCAAUUACUGUUGAUCACUACAAUGAAAUUAUUUGGAAGUGUGUUGAAAAUGCUCAAUCUGACAAGGCUAAAUACAUGUUCGACGAAAUGAGAGCUGAAAACAUUGUUCCUGAUGUUGAAACUUUCUCCAUGUUGAUUGGAUCUACUCUCUUCGAUGCUAACCCAUUGAGAGCUGUUAACUAUUUGGAAGAAAUGAUUCACUUGGGCGUUGAAACACCAAAGUCUUUCUAUUUGGUUGUUUCUGAAGUUUUGGCCAAGGCUAAGCACAACAACACCAGCAAGUUGUUCAAGGAAUUCAGUGGUAAGCAAACCGUUACCAAUGAAGAAGUUUUGGCUGCUGUCCGUUCUGCUAAGACUGAAAUUGCAUUUGUCAGAAGUACAUCAGAUCAGUCAACAACAAUAGCAAAUGUUUAUUUACAAGACAACAAGUAUUCUCCAAAUUCAAAUAUGAAUUCAUUCCGUGUCAUUGACACCAAUAGUGACAAUAUUCAUUAUGAUGACGAUUUACCUUCUUGUAAUAAUUUAUUUGGUACUCAAUUUAGUUGUGACAUUCCUCCUAUUUCUUCCACUACAUAUGAAUUUGAAGGGUGUAGAUCCAAUAAUACUGUUCCAGUCAAAUGUUAUGCAAGAGAAGGUGUAAAUUGUACAGGUGACAAGACAUUUUACAAAGAAAUUUCAUGUUUUUACACUACUGGAUAUGCAUUUUCAACAGCUCUUGGAUUGAGCAUUUUCUUUGGAUUCUGUGGAUUUGAUAGAUUUUAUUUGGGUUAUGUUGGUUAUGGAUUAUUCAAGAUGUUUACAUUUGGAGGAAUUGGAUUAUUGUGGAUUUAUGAUGUUGUACUUAUUGCCAUGCAAGUUGUCACUCCUCAAGAUGGCAGUAAUUAUCUUGUUGGAUACAAUGGUCCUAGAAAUAUUAGAUUCGUCCUCAAUAACUCAACCUACGAAUUAAGGAGUAAGAGGGAGAAAAUUAGACACAAUUUGGACGCUUUGACGAUGAGCAUGAGGAGUGGAAAUAAUAGUGUAAAUAGUAGUGUUGACUUGUCAGAUUCAUUCUCUUCUAUCUCUUCUAGGCUUUCAAUCAAUCUAAAUGAAAUGCUAGAAAAACAACAAAAUAAGGAGAAAAAACUGGAGCAAUUGGCUCAGAAAAGAAUUGAAAGAGAACGAAAACAUCCAGAAGAAAGUCAAAUUGAACAAAGGCUUAUUGAAUAUAGGAAGCAACUUCAAAUAGCUAUCAAUCAAAAGAUACAAUUGGAGGCAGAAAUGGAAAAUUUAAAACAAAAUUUUGAAGAUAAACUUGUAAAUUACGAAUUACAAUUGGAAGAGUUGAAGUUGGAUAAGGAGAUGGCAGAGGAGCAUGUUAAUUCAUAUAGAGAGCAAUUAGAUGGUAUAGUGAAUGAUUUGGCAAAUGCUGGAUAUACAGGUGAUUUAAUACAGAAUUAUAGCUCUACUGUAAAAACUCAAAAUGAUGAAACAACGAAUCAAAUUCUUCAUGAAAUGAUCGAAAAGAACAAGGAUCUCUCAAAAAUUAUCAAUGAUUUGGAAUCAAAAGUUAAGGAUUUAGAGUUGUUCAAGGAAUUAUCUUUGGAAAUGGAAAUAAUUGCCAAAGAAGAGAUAGCCAUUUUGAAAGAGGAGCUUGAAGAUAGAGAAAAUGAUUUUUAUGAUUUUGAAAAAUACUUGGAGGAAGUUCAAAUUCUUGUAGACCAAAAAGAAAGGACUAUAGAAAUGUUUAAAUCAAAAGUAUUUCAACUUGCUUUGGAAUUGGAUUCCAUAAGGAAGGAAUCAAAGGAUAAGGAAAGUAAAUCCAAUAGUCUCCAAAUUAAAUCUAACGACUUGCUGUUAAAUUACACAAGUUUAGUGGAGAAGGUGAAAAACAAAAGAGGAUGGUCCAUUGAGAAGGAUAAAAUGAAUAUUGAAAUAGAGGAGUUAUCAUCACACAUUGAAUCGUUACAGACAAUUCUUCCACCUCAAGUUUUUGAAGAUUUUGUUCAAUGUAUAAAGCAUUACCAUAUUCUUGGAACAUCAUCUAAAAAGUUUAAAAAGGUGAUUAGAUACAUUAAUGACAAGCCCAAUGGAAUUGCAGAAAGUUCUUCUGAAAUAAGAGAUUUUAAAAUAAGAGAUUUCCAAAACAAGUUAAGCUUCUUCCUAUCGAUAUCUAUUUUCAUACUCGAAUCUUUUAGAAAAAGAUAUUCCUACAUUACUAAUUUCAAGGAAAUGGAAAAUGUGGUUAAAGAUGUGAUGGAACUAGAUAACGUAGCGGAUAGAUUUUUAGAGGUUCUCAAAAGAGAUGAUUUAACAGAAGAUUUUUCCAAUGAAAAUACUGUGACAAUUUCGUUUAUUUUGACAAACCUUGUACAGGAGAUAGAUUCGAUCAGCAGGCAGAAUAGUGGAUAUUCUUGUAUUUUAGAAGGAAUGAUAAUGAUGAUUUCAACAAUACUUGAGUUGUUUACCUCAAUUCAGGUUUUGAUUGAGAAGAUUUUACCAGAAAAAGAAAGAGUACUUCCAGUUGUAAAGCAGAUUUCUUCAAACUUGAUUGCCUCACAAGCAGAAUUUGAAAGCUUGAACCAAAAUUGUAGAAUAAUUCAAAAGUUAUUAACCGAAACCCCUCAAAUAGUAUGCAACGAAAAGUUUCAUAAUUUAUGCGAACAAUUAUUCUUUAUUUCUUUAAUUUAUUACGAAGCCCUUUUAUCAAAGAACACCAAGAUGGGAUAUGUUUAUACUUACUACAUGGAUUUGCAUGAAAGCCAAUUGAUUAGAGUUCAAAGCAUAAUGAGUGAAAAGGCAACUGAAUUUAAUUAUAUACCGUCUCAUAUGUUUGCUGAUAUUUCAUUUAGACAAUCUUCUAAUUUAUUUGUGGCUGCUUUGGGAAUGCCUCACGAGGAAGUACUAAGAUUAGUUUCCAUAGGAGAUGAUUCAGAUACGUUCUACAUACCUAAUCAAUUUAUUGGAGGUCUAUGCGAGGAGUUGAACUCUUUUUGUGAGGAGAUGAUCAUGAAUCCAAAAAAUAGAGAAUCUCUAAAGGACACAUUUGAGGAAAGAUUAAUCUCUGUGAAGAAAGACUUAUCCAUUUACGAGAACAUGAGACCUUCAAUGGAGAAGGUGGAAAAAGAAAACCAGUCUUUGAAAAGAACCCUUGAAGAAAUUGAACUUAAACUUAGAAAAACUCUUGAGCAAAAAGAUGAAUUGGAAAAGAGUUUAGCCGAGUCAAAUGACAAGGAUGAGGAAUUCAAGAAACUUACUCAAAAGUUGAGAGACUUGGAAGGAUUUAGAGAAAAAUAUGAACUUGCCAUGAGUGAAGAGAAUGUUUACUUAGAAGCUAUUGAAAAGAUGCAAAACGAUAUUUUGAGCUUUGAGACAUAUGCAAAGGAUCUAGAGGAAAAGAUUAAGAAUACAGGAGAGCUACCAACAAAGAGCCCACAAAGAAGAGCUUCUAGAAUGGCCCCUUUUUCUUCAAGAGGAGCUCCAACUAAUACUGAUCACGUUGACAGAUUGGAGUUGGUGAAUAUGAGACAAAAUCUUGACUAUUUGAAUUUUAAAAACUUUCAACUUAAAGUCAGAGAAAGUGAAGAAAAGCUCAUGAACACCAUUUACAAUCCAAUGUUCUUCCAAGAAAAGGAAUCCAUUGUAAAGAAAAGAUAUCUUCACACUCUUUCCUCACUCAUCAAGGAAAGUCAUCCAAUAGAUGCUGUGGACCUCACGAAUAAUUUACUUGCACCUAAACAACAGCUAAUAAUAUCGGCAAAAGCUCUAGAAAAACAACAAAAAUUCCACACCAAGGAGGUUCAUCAAGUGGUCAACUCAAAUUUCAGACCUGCCGUUCUCUCCAGACAAAAUAGUCAAAAGCUCCAGAAUUCUUCAAAUCAAUAAACCAUGAGCAUUGAAUU